UCACGUGUGAGGUCAGAAUCGGCUCUGGAAAGAAAGUCUCCACACAAAGAAACCGUCCAUGGCGUCAGGUUCAGCACUCGGACGAAGCGGGCCGAGGGUUCUCCGCCGAUUCCUCUCCUGCAGUGCGGCGCGCGGCUUCGGGAGGGGGUCCCGACCAAACGAGGUGGUGAUUGCCAGCGCCGUGCGGACCCCGAUCGGCAGUUUCCGCGGUUCCUUGUCCUCCCUCCCUGCGACCAAGCUGGGCUCCGUGGCCAUUCGGGCUGCCGUGGAGAGAGCGCAGCUCACGCCAGAGCAGAUUCAGGAGGUGUACAUGGGUAACGUGCUGCAGGCAAACGAAGGCCAGGCACCGGCGAGACAAGCUGCACUCGGUGCCGGCCUGCCUCUCUCCACUCCGUGUACCACCGUCAAUAAAGUCUGUGCAUCAGGUAUGAAGUCAGUAAUGAUGGCGGCCCAGAGCCUUGCUGUGGGGUCGACGAGAGGUCAUGGUGGCAGGAGGAAUGGAGAGCAUGUCUAACGUCCCCUACUAUCUAGCGAGGGCCCGUGCUGGUUUUGGCUAUGGUCACCAGUCAGUUGAAGAUGGAAUUAUCAAAGACGGUCUCUGGGACGUGUAUAAUCAGUUCCACAUGGGUAUGUGUGGCGAAGAUACAGCCGAAAAGUAUUCAAUUUCACGUGAGGAGCAAGACGACUACGCCAGAAGAUCGUAUGAGAACUCAAAGAGAGCGACGGAAGACGGAACACUGAGUCGUGAGAUUGUCGCAGUCUCCGUUCCUCAGAAGAGAGGAAAACCUGACAUUGUCGUAACGCAGGACGAGGAAUUCUCCAGAGCUGAUUUCACAAAGUUCCCUGGCCUCAAGCCGGCGUUCAAGUCCGAGGCAGAAGGGGGUACCGUCACGGCAGCCAACGCCAGCACCCUCAACGAUGGAGCUGCAGCCCUCGUACUUAUGACUGCGGCUGCGGCCAAGAAACACAGAGUUGAACCUCUCGCCAGAAUAGUUGGAUUUGCAGAUGCUGCUCUAGCUCCGAUAGAGUUCCCCACAGCGCCGGUGGUUGCCAUGUCUAAAGUCCUCGCCGCGUGCGAUCUGACGAAAGAAGACAUUGCCAUGUUUGAAAUCAACGAGGCAUUCUCGGUGGUGGCGCUGGCUAAUAUCAAGAUCAUGGAACUGAAUCCCGACAGAGUCAACAUCAAUGGAGGGGCAGUUUCAUUAGGGCACCCUAUUGGAAUGUCUGGGGCCCGUAUCACAGGACACCUUGUACACGGACUGGAACCGGGACAGAAGGGACUCGCCGGGAUAUGCAACGGAGGGGGCGGGGCUUCAGCCAUCGUCAUAGAGAAACUCUGA
Molecule: messenger RNA, 1340 nt
Organism: Geodia barretti
Lineage: Eukaryota; Metazoa; Porifera; Demospongiae; Tetractinellida; Geodiidae
Source: the annotation of a GenBank genome assembly